This is a messenger RNA of Paramecium sonneborni, 1577 nucleotides long. NCBI's taxonomy places the organism in Eukaryota, Ciliophora, Oligohymenophorea, Peniculida, Parameciidae. The record is from the annotation of a GenBank genome assembly.
AUGAUUUCAUUUUAUUAAUAAGUUCCUUUAAAAGUAGAUGCUUAUACUCAUACCUAAAUUUGUCUUAGGAUUUCUUGUUGGAUCUUAUUUUUUUUAUGUCUUCAACUUUUUGGAAUUGGAGAAAAAAAGAAAUUCAUCUCAAAACCAUUCUAUCAUCAAGAGUGUCAUGAUGAUUAUUUAUAAAACUAAACCAAACUUUUUUGUUCCUCUAUUGGAAUAUUUCAACCUGAAAUGAAGGAUGUUAAAAUGGAAAUCAAUAUUUCAAUCUCCAAUGUAACACAUAUGAUAUCCAUUAGGAAGAUUUAUAUAAAUUAACUAAAACCAAACUUUAAUCUGAAUUUGAAAUUAGUAACAUCAGUAUUCAUUUAACUUUAUACACUAAUCAAUCACUCUUAAAUUCCAGGUAUAAGUUUUCACUUAAUAGUAAAGCGAAAUGAAGAACCAUGAGAAAUAUGAAAAAAUCAUGUUAGAUGAAGAAAUUAAGACUAAAUUUUAAUGUUUUAAAUUGUCUGACCAUUACAAUUGUAUGGGUGAUCUAAGAGAAAUAAACACUAAUAAAAAUAUAUUGUUUCUUUCCCAUUUUUCAGUAAUAAAACCUGCUGAAUACCAAACCAUUAAAAUUCAUUAUUUACAAUCAACUUUUGAAAACUCUCAAUUCUAUCGCGUACUUCUCUUAUGUUAGGUAAAUGUUAGAUAUAAAUUUUUUUUAGGUUCUUUUCAGUGUUGUUAUAGUUUAUGCUAUGUGUUAUUUAUAUUUGAAUACUGAAGAAUAUCAUAAAAUAUUUUGGCCAGAUAUAUUGAAGUGGAUUCCCUUUUUAUUAAUCUUAAUGAUAUUUUAUAAUAUGCCAGUUUAACUCUUAAGAAAUACAAACUUAUUUUUUGUUUAAAGUUACACAAACAUGAUUUAAUUAUCUGUACAAACAUGUUUACUUUAUUUCUGGUUGAUCAUUUUUGAAUUUCAGAAAUUUCAAAAUAUGACAAUUCAAGAAAUCCUUAAUAAAAAGAAAUUACUCUAGCUUAAACAUGUAUUAUCCAUCUUAAUUGUCCUCUUGUAUACAAUACCUUAAGCAUAUAUGAAUCUUUAUCUUUUUUAUCAGAAAUAAAAUAAUUCUUAAUUUGACAUAAAAAAAGAUAUUCUAUUUUAUGAUUAUUAUGAGAGAUUUAUAUUAGUUGUUUUAGCAAUUUAUUCAACUCGUUAUUUUUAUUUACUCUACAAAUAAUUUGAUUACACUUAAGAGAAUGCAGAUAAUGAGUUAGUAAAAACCUAAGAGAUUCAAUAUGAAAUCUUCCCAGAUUAAGAUUAAUUCAAAAUUGCCAGAAUUUAAAUACGACAGUAUAAGCUAUUGCAUAUACUUUCAACAUUAUGUUUUUCCGUUUUGCUUUACAAUUAAUAUAUAAGAAUCUUGAGACCUAGAUAAAUAACCUUAUUAAGCACAGUUAAUGAAUGGAGCUUAAUCAAUAUCUAUAUAUGCCUCAUUACUCAGUUUUAUAUUCCAUCAAAAAGAGAUCCAUAUAAUUUACCAAUUGAAAACAAUGAAAAUAAAAUUUAACAUGUAGAAUAAGAAGAGGCAAUAUGA